CCUCCAACAAUUACACAACACAGUACAAUGUAACAACACCCUCCAACAAUUACACAACAGACUACAAUGUAAUGACAGCAGACAACAACAAUCGUACCAGUACAACAAGUAAUGCAACAAUAAGCACAUCUACAUCUUCUCCAAAUUACACAAUGGCGAACAUGGUAACUACAGCCACAAAGAACUACACCACACACUUUAACAAUUACACAACACAGUACAACAUCAGGAACCUACAAAAUGGUACAACUACAACAAGUAACACAACAGUUAGCACAUUUAAACCUUCUUCCAAUCACACAGAAGUCUACAAUAAAACUACAACCAGCAUCUAUGUAAGACAACACAACAGUACAGCUACAACGACCGAUGCUACAAUAAGCACAUUUACUUCUUCUCCCAAUUACACAGUGGUGAACAAUGUAACUACAGCCAUAAAGAAUUACACAACAGCCUUUAACAAUUACACAACAGUGGACAACAAUGGGAAAGAACAAAACACUACAAAUACAAGUAACACAACAAUUAGCACAUAUACAACUUCUGUGUACAAUGCAACUACAGCUGCCAGCAACUACACAACACAGUAUAAUGUAACAGCCUCUAACAGUAACACAACAGAAUACAAUGUAACAACAGCAGACAACAUCAGGAACCUACGAAAUGGUACAACUACAACAAGUAACACAACAUUCAGCACGUUUACACCUUCAUCUAAUCACACAGCAGACUACAAUCUGACAACAACCAGCAGCCAUGUAAAACAACACAACAGUACAGUUACAACAACCAGCACAACAAUGAGUUCAUUUACUACUUCUCUUAAUUACACAAUGGCGGGCAAAAUAACUACAGCCACCAAGAACUACACAACAGCCCUUAACAAUUACACAACAGUGUACAACACGACAGCAGACAACAACAAUGGUACCAUUACAACAAGUAAUACAUAUACAAGUACAUUUACACCGUCUCCGUCUCUCAGCUACACAACAGUGAACAAUGUAACAACAGUGUCUCACAAGUACACAACGGCUGAAAAUGUAACCACUAAGACUGCAUCUCAAAAUAAAAGAACCACAUACAAUGUAACUACAGCUACUCCCCAUAGAAACAUGACAACGUCUACUGCUGAAACUCUUGCAGCAACAUCAAAAAACUCAACUGUGAACAACAUGACGGCUGUUGUUGAUAACACAACUAAAUUCACAGUAGCUCCACUGAACAACCAGACUGCAAAUCACACCACAGCGGGAGUGACUUACACUACAACAACCGGCAAAAAUGACACCAGCUCCACCACAGCUGCCAAUGGCAGCAUUGAUCACAACGAAACUGCGGGAACGGGCCUAAACCUGAGCACAACUGCAAGCAGUUUAACCACUGACCUCAACCUAACAACCAAACCACCAGUGUUCAGUUUAACCACCAUGGUGGCUUCGACCACACGUGGUCCACCUUCGACCACAACCACUACUACUACUGGUACUACUACUACUACUACUGGUACUACUACUACUACUACUACCACCAUCGCCUCUACCAGCACAACCAUUACAAAACCUGAUACUGCAGCGACCUUCACAACCACCGCAAAGACAACUCAAAGCCAAGAGGCACGGGAGGAAGAAGCAAACGAGCUGCUGGUCCAAACACAGAAUGUGUCUCAGCUCAGCUCCUCUCAGGUGGCACAGUUGACGGGGCAGUUAGAGAAGCUUCUGGAUGGCCCCACAGUCUCUCAGGCAGUGGGACAAAAGGCCGUCAACAUAAUCAGCAACCUGAUGGAAGGCGACGCACUGGCCCUCGCUGCAUCUGCUAACAGGCUGAUUCGUGUUGUAGAUGAUCUGGGUCUUAAGCUGGUCGUCACCGGUGACAAAGAGAUCGUCUCUUCUAGUUCGUUGGUUCUGGCAGUGAAAACAGUUGAUGGGAUCAACUUUCCAACGACAUCUGUUGACAUUUUAAACACAGAUAAUGUCCAGUUCAGUGACAUCAGCAGAUCCCCUGCUCUGGGGUCUGUAUACCUGCCUUCGUCCCUCACCUCGGGCCUCCGUCCUGAGGAGCAGCAGCAGGCCAGCAGGGUCCAGUUCACCUACUUCACCAAAUCCACCCUCUUCCAGGAUGCAACAUUGGAUAACCAAACUUCUGUCAGUCCCAUCCUGGGCUCCAGUGUGGCCAAUCUGUCAAUAAGCAACCUGUCUGAGAACAUUAGCUUUACCAUUCGAAACAUCAACUUUCCGCAGAAAAACUACACAGCCUCCUGCGUAUUUUGGAACUUCAGUCUGCAUGAUGGUCUCGGAGGCUGGAGCUCCAACGGCUGCUCUGUUGUCAACACCACAUCAGAAGAGACGACCUGCAGCUGCAACCAUCUCACGUCAUUUGCAAUAUUACUGGACUUGUCCAGAGAUGGAUUACAAGACCGUCAGCAGGUUCAAAUACUGACUUUCAUCACCUACAUCGGCUGUGGACUCUCUGCUGUUUUUCUCGCAGUGACCUUACUGACAUAUCUUUCAUUUGAAAAACUGCUCCGGGAUAUUCCUGCCAAGAUCUUGGUUCAGCUCUGCAUAUCCCUCCUUCUCCUCAACCUGCUCUUCUUACUGGAUGGCUGGCUGGCGAUCUACCCGGCGACUGGUCUGUGUAUCAGCACCGCCUUCUUCCUGCACUACUUCCUGCUGACAUCAUUCACCUGGGCGGGGCUUGAGGCCCUGCACAUGUACCUGAGCGUCAUCCGGGUGUUCACGCCUUACCUCAGCAGAUACAUGCUCAAGUUCUCACUGAUGGGCUGGGGCAUUCCUCUCAUUGUGGUGAUAGUUGUAAUAUCAGUGGACAAAGACAACUAUGGUCUGGUCACAUAUGGAAAAUAUACUGACGGCACCACGGAUGACUUCUGUUGGCUGCGUAACAACAUCGCCUUCUACGUGGCUGUGGUGGGCUACUUCGUACUGAUAUUUGCUCUGUGCCUGCUCGUCUUCAUCAUGGUCAUGGUCCAGCUGGCCCGGAUCAAGAGGCAGAACCCCCAGAACCAGUCUCCUAACAGGGGAGUGAUGACGGACAUGCGCAGCAUCGCUGGCCUCGUCAUCCUGCUCGGCCUCACCUGGGGGUUCGCCCUGUUCGCCUGGGGGCCGCUCUACUUACCCUUCGUUUACCUUUUCACUAUAUUCAACACUCUGCAAGGUUUCCUUGUCUUUGUCUUCCACUGUGCUGUGAAGGAGAAUGUCCGCAGGCAGUGGAGAACGUAUCUUUGCUGUGGGAGACUACGAUUGGCUGAAAACUCAGAAUGGAGUCGGACAGCCACCCAGAACACUAAGAAUAUCUCCGGUGCCACGGCAACCGCAUCAGCACCCCGCCUCCCCUCGCGAACCUCCUCCGUCAUCAGCGAUGGCACCAACAGUAACAGCUCCUUGUAUCUGGACAGUGGAAUAUCUGACUGCACCGGCAGCGACGUGGUCCUCAACGAGAUCCACAGACAGAAUAUGUCACCGUAAGAGAGGGGUGGUUAGAAAUUAGUGAUGUCCUAAUCACAGGAGUAGACGCACACAGGAAGUCCUCGGCGUUACAUAAGAUGAAGGUAUUAAAGGUGUAAUGAAGGACGGACGAUGGCCGAGGAGGUGCAAGACUGAAGUAACUUUAGCAACCAUGAGAAUGUCUUGAACUGAACUGGAAGUGUGACUUGAUGCCUUUUUCACAUUUACAGUCGAAUAUGAGUAUAGAAAUCACGUAGGAGACUUGUCAGCAGUGUGAAGUGUACAGGAGGUGACUGAAGAAAUGAAUAAUUUCACUGUUAUAGCUGUGACUCAGCUUGUUUAAGAGCUCUUAGAAUUAUUACUGUAACCAUGACACAUGACGAGAAAAGUUAAGACACGUUAAAGAUGCACAACUGCUUUUAAUUAGUCGCCAAGUAAAGACACUGUCGACAUCGUAUAGAUUGUGAACCGAUGCUGUGCUGUCCUAUAUUUGCUUUCUUUUUGUACGUUUCUUUUGUUCACAAACGCAAAUGAAAAUGAAGAUGAAGAUAUUUCCAGUGUGUUUACAAAACUCCACUGAUCAUUUCCUCUAUAUUUUUUAGUAAAGAGUUGGAAAAGAUUCUCUACCUUUUUAUUUAGAGACAAAGUGGACUGAAGGAAGGUCGAUCUUAGUGCAAAUUAAUUUAUUACAAAUUGAUCAUAUCUGUCUCUGUAAGAGACAAAUUCCUCCUUUAAUGUGAGAUAUUGCUUUAUUUUGCUACAGCACAGUGUUGAUGUCAGACUCAGAGUUGUUAGAUUAUUCGUGUACCGUGCGUUAGAUCUUUUUUUUUUUAAAGUAUAAAAUAUGUGAAGUGUGGUCAUGCAGCGUACU
Molecule: messenger RNA, 4332 nt
Organism: Larimichthys crocea (large yellow croaker)
Lineage: Eukaryota; Metazoa; Chordata; Actinopteri; Sciaenidae
Gene: adgrg2a
Product: adhesion G protein-coupled receptor G2a
Exons: 15
Coding region: 72-3482 (1136 amino acids)
Biological process (GO): cell surface receptor signaling pathway; adenylate cyclase-activating G protein-coupled receptor signaling pathway
Cellular component (GO): plasma membrane
Molecular function (GO): G protein-coupled receptor activity
Source: RefSeq, a predicted model, not a curated record